Prunus armeniaca (apricot) is the source of this 1071-nucleotide messenger RNA. The record is from the annotation of a GenBank genome assembly. NCBI's taxonomy places the organism in Eukaryota, Viridiplantae, Streptophyta, Magnoliopsida, Rosales, Rosaceae.
AUGGAGACAACCAGGAUCUUUACUGCAGAAGCACUUGAAAAGGCCACAAACAAUUACCAUGAAAGUAGAGUCCUUGGCGAAGGAGGCUAUGGAACUGUUUACAAAGGAAUAUUACCAGAUAACAAAGUGGUUGCCAUAAAGAAGUCCAAAAUUGGUGCCUCAACCCAGAAGGAACAGUUUGUUAAUGAGAUGAUUGUUCUCUCUCAAAUCAACCAUAGAAAUGUGGUGAGGCUAUUAGGUUGCUGUUUAGAGACACCAGUUCCUUUACUAGUUUACGAGUUCGUCACCAAUGGCACUCUUUUCGCCCACAUUCAUAAUAUAAGGGACAAAAGAUCAUCACUUCCAUGGGACUUAAGAAUGAAGAUAGCAACAGAAACUUCAGGAGCACUAGCAUACUUACACUCCUCCACUUCCAUGCCAAUCAUACACCGGGAUGUCAAAACAACGAACAUACUGUUAGAUGAAAAUUACACAGCGAAAGUGUCAGACUUUGGAGCUUCAAAAUUGAUUCCUGUGGAUCAAACUCAACUAACAACUUUAGUGCAGGGGACACUCGGAUACUUAGACCCUGAAUACUUCCUUUCAAAUCAACUAACGGAAAAGAGUGAUGUUUAUAGUUUUGGAGUUGUCCUAGCAGAGCUACUAACAAGUAGAGUAGCACUUUGUUUUGGCAGGCCUGAGGCUGAGAGAAACCUAGCAAGCUUCUUUGUUUGUUCAGUGGAGGAAGAUCGCUUGAAUCAAAUUCUUGACGAUGACAUAGUCAACGAUGGAAAUAUUGAGAUUCUGAAAAAUGUGGCCAUUCUCGCGAAAAGAUGCUUGAUGUUACAAGGGGAGGAAAGGCCUACAAUGAAAGAGGUAGCCUUGGAGCUAGAAGGCAUGAGAAUUAAGGCAAAGCAUCCAUGGGGGAAAGCUGAUUGUCCAGAAGAAACUGAGCACUUGCUUGGUUCAGGCAAGUCAGAUGCUUAUUGUGUGGAUGUUACAGCAGCAGAUUGUGGUCAUCCUAGUGGUACAAGUAGUGGAUAUGACAGCAUGCAAAUCCAGAUGUUAACGUCGUAUGGUGAUGGCCGAUAA